AUGGCAACACUAUUCCCAGCAGACCUUGCUGUCAAGAACAGGAGUUCUCCGAAAUAUGAAAGACAAGAGUCUCUGAUCCAGUGUACAUCGCAUGGGGUCAUCCUGAUCCUGACCAAGUAUUACCAUGCUGACUCCACCAAGGUCCUGGAGAGCUCGCUUUGGAGGUCUACUGACUAUGGCACAACCUACACCAAACUCAACCUGAUGCCGGGGACGACCAUUGUGGUGACCAGUUUCUACAUCUGCCCGACCAACAAGAAAAAGGUGGUGCUGGUGGGCUCAUCCAUCAACGAACGGGAUCAGAUGCUGUUCAUCAGCACAGACGAAGGUUCCUCCUUCCAGCGGCAGUCCAUCGCUUUCACCCCCGACACCCUCAUCUUCCACCCCAAGGAGGAGGACAAGCUCCUCGCCUACUGCAAGGAGGGCAGGAUCUUUGCUUCGACAGACCUGGGCCGCAAGUGGACUUUGCUUCAGGAGCGUGUGACCAAGGACAGAGUGUUCUGGUCUGUAUCUGGUGUGGAUGUGGACCCUGAUCUUGUGCACAUGGAAAUGCAAGAUACGAGCGGAGGGUACCUGUACGUCACCUGUCUCAUCCAGAACUGCUCAGACAAAAUGGUGACGGCUCAGUUCCUCGGCAAAAUCGACCACAAUUCGCUGUUGGUGCAGGACGACUACAUAUUUGUCAAGGUGACCACAGGGAAUCGUACCAAGCAUUACGUGUCCUAUCGGCGCAACGAGUUUGUCCAGAUGAGGUUUCCCAAGUACGCCUUGCCAAAGGAUGUUCAGAUAGUGAGUACGGACGAGAACCAGGUCUUCCUCGCCCUCCAGGAGUGGUACCAGUCAGACACCUAUAACCUGUACCAGUCGGACCCCCAGGGUGUCUACUACUCCAUCGUGCUGGAAAAUGUCCGCAGCACCAAGCAGCCGGAGGAGAACGUCCUCAUUGACAUCCUGGAGGUGCGUGGAAUCAAAGGGGUCUUUCUGGCCAAUCAGAAGAGCAAUGGCAAAGUGACGACUCUCAUCACCUAUAACAAAGGACGAGACUGGGAACCCUUGGCCCCGCCUACGACUGACAUGAAUGGAAAGCCUGUUAGCUGCAAAGCACCCGAGUGUCACCUCCACCUGCACCUGCGCUGGGCCGACAACCCCUACGUUUCUGGGACUGUCCACACCAAAGACUCCGCCCCAGGUCUCAUCAUGGGUGCCGGUAACCUUGGCUCCAAGUUGGUUGAGUACAAGGAAGAGAUGUACAUCACUUCAGACUGUGGGAAGACAUGGAGACAGGUGUUUGAGGAGGAGCAUCACAUCCUGUACAUGGACCACGGUGGAGUCAUUGUUGCCAUCAAGGACACUUCUAUCCCCCUCAAGAUACUCAAGUUCAGUAUCGAUGAAGGACAGACAUGGACCGUUCACAACUUCACCAGCACCUCCGUGUUCGUUGAUGGACUCCUGAGCGAGCCAGGAGACGAGACCCUGGUUAUGACCGUGUUUGGCCACAUCAGCUACAGGUCAGACUGGGAGCUGGUCAAAGUGGACUUCAGGCAGUCUUUCCCCCGUCAGUGCACCGAGUCUGACUACGACUCCUGGCUCCUCACGGACCUGCAGGGAGACAAGUGCAUUAUGGGCCAGGAGCGGAGUUUCAGGAAGAGAAAGGACACUGCGUUCUGCAUCAAAGGGAAGAGCUACACCUCUGCUCUCACCACCAAACCCUGUCAAUGCACAGAGAAAGACUUCAACUGUGACUACGGUUUCGAGAGGUCCCACAAAGAGGGCGAUCGAUGCUUAGCUGACUUCUGGCAUGAUCCUGACUCACCACCUGAAGACUGCCAUCUAGGACAGACCUACGAGAGCACCACUGGCUACAGGAAGGUGAUAUUUAAUGUGUGUGAGGGGGGGCUGAACCGGCAGCAGAGCGCCAAACAGCACAGCUGCCCUCUGCUGCCCCCAAAAGGACUACGGGUCGGCAUCAAAGGGCAGAUGCUGGCCGUGGCGCCUGGUGAUGACAUCACAUUCAUUGUCCACCAGGAGCAGGGCGACACCAGCAGCACCAAGUACCAGGUGGACCUCGGUGACGGCGUUCGGGCCAUUUACCAGAACCUGACGGUGACUGAUGAACCCAUUCAGCAUCGCUAUGAAAAGCCCGGCGUCUACAAGGUCACAGUGAAGGCUGAGAACAUGGCGGGGCAUGACGAGGCCACCAUGUACAUCCAGGUCACAGCUCCACUACAAGAAGUGCACCUGGAAGUGGUUCCCAUCGCUGGGAGCAACCAUGAGGUCAAUCUUACCGCCAUAGUUCUUCCCACUGAGGCCAACCUGACUGUCUUCUACUGGUGGAUAGGAGACAACCUGCGGCCGACGCUGACUCUGCAGAACAGCCUUCUGACUCGUUUCCCUGAGACAGGAGAGGUUUCAGUCACCGUCCAGGCUUCCAACGGCCGAUCCAUGGUCCAGGAUACCAGGACUGUCCGAGUCUACGACAACUUCCAGGUCAUCCCUCUGAGCUUCAGCAGGAAUCUGGACCACUUCAACCCAAACAUCCCAGAGUGGAGAGAGGACAUCGGCCAGGUGGUCACCAAAAUACUCGCCAAGAUCACAGGUGUCCCUCAGGAGUCCCUGGUUACUGUGGUGAAGCCCGGCCUCCCCACCACCGCUGACCUGUACGUUCUCCCACUGAGCAGCAAACCAGCCAAGAAGAGCAUUUUUGUAGAUAAGCGUAUUCCGGCCAUCAUGCAGGCCUUCAAUGACAACAAUGUCAGCUUUGUGGUGAGAGGAGGUCUACAAGUGCUGGUUAUGCUAGCUGACCCGAACGCAGGUCUAAUUGCUAAUGACUCAACAGCUACGGCAGCAGAGACUGGUUACCAUGGAGCAGCUGGAGGUCCAGGUGUUUGGGCUCUCGCUGUCAUUUUCCUAAUUAGCAUCAUCGGCACUGGCUCUUUCAUCUUGUACAAGUUCAAAAGGAAGCUUCCAGGCAAUCGCAAUGUCUACGCCCAGAUGCACAAUGAGAAGGAGCAGGAGAUGACGAGCCCUGUCAAUCACAGCGAGGACACCCAGCACAUCAUUCAGGGCGAGGAGUUCAUUGAUGACGACCUGGACUCUCAGACUCUAGGUAACGCAGGAGGUAACCAUUCAGGUGUGGUCCUGAGCAUCAACUCCAGAGAACUACACAGUUACCUAACCAGCUGAUGGCUGCCAUGACAACUCUAACAAGCUAGCCUAGCCUAGCCGGCUAACGAGCACAGGGACUCCACUUUGCCUUCCUCCUUCUUUCUCCUUUCCUUCUUUUCCACCUUGGACACUUCACCUCCUCUCCAUGGCCUCCUCAAGCUCCAACUUUGGUGAUUUAGUUUUUUUGGGCUGAGCCUGGUGGAGGCCUUCACCUCCAUCCUUCUUCCCCACCCUCUGUCUCCUCCUGCCAGGGGAUAGGACACUCUGCUUCACCCAAUGUGUGUCACAUAACUGCAAGCCCCCCUCCUCAGCCCUUAAAAACCUGACCCCCGGUGAGGAUGGAGAACUGGAUGGCAUCACACCAAGCACACUCUCCCAUGUGUUUUAAAAAAACAAUAUCUGUGUGUACGCUGUCGUCUCACUUGUAGACUCUGAACAUCAGCAAGCAUGACUCUGCACGGGUGUUCAGUCAUAUUCACAGUCAAAGAGGGUUGAACCCCCCAUGACCAAAAGGCCACAGCUUCUUAAAGAAUGACCAGUGUGCUCAGAUGAAUGGUAACCUCCAAUGAAAGUAUAAUGUAUUUUUACUCCUCGCUCUUUAAUCCCCUUUUUGUUUCUCUCAAUCACCAGACCCAGUCUCUUCAAAGGCAAUAAUAUUCUCUCAAUAGAAUGUAGGCUAUGAUAUACUCUUGUGAAUUUGCAUAUGAAGGGUGAACACAUGCAAACACAAGAGGGCGGUGUUGCACUUUGGAAACACCCCACUCACAGUUCCUUGAGCUCAGCUCCUUCAGAAGAUAUUGUUUGUCACACAGACGUCGUCAUCGGUCAGAGCCCCACUGCAUUCACGCACUUGUUUAUUACUCGCACGUUUACAGAGGUUUUGUUGUGUGGUGUUAGAAACCAGCACCACCUCCUGUAGAAGCUCAUCGUCUGUCCCGUGGUGCCUAAAACCGCAGAGGUUGAUCUGCUCUGUGACAUUACCCGUUGUUGAGUUUAUUUAUCUCUAAUAACCGUCGGCCCCUUUCUCCUCCACCUCCUCCUUCCCACACGUUCUUGGUCAGACUUCAUUCCCCUGGAGACAAAGGUCGCUGUCAUGGAGGGAAGGUGUAGUUGAUAUAUUUGACUGUAUCAGCCUAUAUUAGGCAUAGCCCAUGGUGGAAUUGCGUCUCCUUAAAGGUUUGGUUUGUUGUAUGUAAAUGUGUAAAUAUGAACAAUCUCCACUUUGUACAUAAUCCCUUUGACGUGUGUGAGUGUUUUACACUACUACCAAAAUACACACAAGUAGUUUUUUCGACAGACCCUUUUCUGAGUUUCACUAUUUCCUGUUUCCUCCACACAAUUGCCUGCUUCACAUGUAUCCAUUCUCCAUACUCUCAGUGUAAUCUCAUGAGUGAGAUAAUUUGAUGGUCUUCAUUGUUAACUGGAAAUGAUUUCAUUGUCUUAUAAAGAUACUCACAACUACACAGUGACAACUAUGUACAUGAAUAUUUUUGAUACACUUGUCAUUUUCCCCAGUACGUGUGAACACUGGUGAGUGUUUUUGUUGCCUUUGCUGAAGUCUAUGAUGUGAGCAGUGCCGUCGACACGUACUGGGCAGCAACUGAACAAGUCCACUCUGACUCUGAAUCCAAAAGUCUUUUACAGACCAAUGCUACCACCACCACCAGGAUCACCCCUCGGUUUGUCUUGUAUUUGAUGCAGCAGAUCACUUUCACUUGUCCUGAUUUACACCUUAAUUCAUCUUUUGUACAUAAUCUGCUCAUGUUCAACUUGUUCUUAGUUUUGUAGUGAUGUGUCGUCAUUGUAUAAAUGUCCUCUUUAACAAAGGGGAGAGUGGGAAUUAGACAUUAUAAUAUAAAAGUGAAGGAGUUUCACCGAUGAUGGCACUGACCAUGUAAUUUUGACCACACUGUUUUUCUUUUAUUCUUCUCUUUCUGCCGUUUGUUUGAUCUGUUGAUUUUGCAGUUAAAUUCGAUCGUGUGUCCUCAUCAGGAAGCGUAGUGCACUAAACCUGCAUCCUGGAAUAAAUCA
This is a messenger RNA of Paralichthys olivaceus (Japanese flounder), 5196 nucleotides long. NCBI's taxonomy places the organism in Eukaryota, Metazoa, Chordata, Actinopteri, Pleuronectiformes, Paralichthyidae. The record is from RefSeq and is a predicted model, not a curated record.